Molecule: messenger RNA, 2063 nt
Organism: Corvus hawaiiensis (hawaiian crow)
Lineage: Eukaryota; Metazoa; Chordata; Aves; Passeriformes; Corvidae
Product: mediator of RNA polymerase II transcription subunit 1-like
Exons: 17
Coding region: 161-1987 (608 amino acids)
Biological process (GO): regulation of transcription by RNA polymerase II; cellular response to thyroid hormone stimulus
Cellular component (GO): mediator complex
Molecular function (GO): nuclear thyroid hormone receptor binding; transcription coregulator activity; nuclear vitamin D receptor binding
Source: RefSeq, a predicted model, not a curated record
GCCUUCCCCGGGCGGGUCGUCCCGGUGUGGGGCCGUGUCCCGCUUGUCCCACGGCACCGUAAUUCCGAGCCUCAAAUGGCACCUGCUUUCCUUUCCUGCUUCUCCUCCUUUGUUUCAGGCGAAACUCUUAAGGGAGACGGUGAGAAAACAUUGUAGCUCGAUGUCCGUCCCUCCUUUCCCCCAGCUAAUCCCCGAUCUGGAGAAUAGAGGAGGCGUGUCCUGCCAUGGUGUUGUGACAGCUAUUUCUACAAAUGCUUUAAUGGAACAGUUACGUUUAAAAUACCAACAAAGGCCAUGGACUGAAACUCUGAAACUUGUUUAUUUUUGCAUGGAUAACCCACUUCGGAGGCCUGUCAGUAAUGCUCCAGAUGGUCCAUUGCUUUCUUGCAUGGAGAAGAUAGAGAAGACAUUAAAUGCUAAAUCCAUGUUUUCUGUGAUGGACACACUGGAACUUUUAUCCAGACAAAAAGGACUUACUGUUCAUGUUAGCCCCAGUGGGACUGCCUGCUACAUAACAUCAAUGAUGUUUUAUGUAGAAAUUCAGCUGGAGAAAGAUGGAGAUGUGAUGGAUGUAAAGUUGGCUCACUUUGAAGAAGCUCCUGUGGUUUGUGAUGACUUGGUGCAGCUUCUAAGGAUGAAGAACUAUGAUGCCUUUGGAAAGAUUCUAGAAGACCUUUCAAAUAUGUAUCGAAUUCCAGGAAACAGCAAAAUGAAAGCUAAGGGAUAUCUUGCUUUGCAGGCCCUUGAAAAAGACCUUUAUUCAAUGUCUCUUCUAGACAGAACACAGGAUCUAAACAGAGUUACUGAAGUACUUAAUGGAAAAGUAGGACACCUGGUGCCAAGAACUGGAGGCACCCCAAUGAACAUUGAAUUUUACAUUUCUCCCUAUCAAGUUUUGGAAGCAGAACUAAAUCACGGUUCCCAGGUAUGUGGAACAAAAACAGUUGUAACUAUUGAAAGCACAGAUGCACUCCACAAACUCCCUCUUUCUCCAUUAAUUGUAGAUCCUCGAGCUGGAGAGGACAGCAAUCCUGCUUUUUUGCAACUGACUGAUGAACUCAGCAUGGAUUUGCCAGCUCUUUUUGUUCUGAAGUUUCAUAAGCCUGUUCCAAUGUCCUUAUCCAGUAUUGAAGAGAUACAGAGGCUCACAGGAAUUCAGAUUUCUGGCUUGAAACUAGCUCCACUGUAUGAGCUAAUUGUUCAGUCUACUCUUAAAGAAAAAUGCAGUGAAGACUUGUCUACAAAUAAAUCUUGUUUCCUUGUGUCUCUUCCAGAUUGCCCAAAGCACUGUUACUUCAUAAACAAGGGCUCAGAAAAAUCUGAUUUAGCAGGAGCCUUGGUCAGUAAAAUCCCAUUUAAUCACCCAAAGUGCGUGCCUGACGUAAUAGAGAUUCUUCGACAUCAAGUGGCAUAUAACACUCUUAUUAGCAGCUGUGUCUCUGAGAAGCAUAUAAAUGAAGAUGAUUCCGAACUGCUUUACUUUGAAGUGGUACCACACAAGAACAGCAGCUUUUCUGUCUUUUUCCUUCAUCCUGUGAAAGAGAAUUUAGCCUGUGUGGUAAUUGAUGUUAUAACCUCUAGAGAAGUCCAAUGUCACCUUCAUUUAAAUCCUCAAGAUCCAACUCUAAAUUCUAGUGAUGACUUCAUAGCAAGAGCUGUGAAACGUUGCAUGUCAGUCCCAGUUGUCAUGAGAGCUGUUUUCAGGAACGCUGCCAAGGUGAAAGCUGACAGUGAAACACAAGACAUGGACAUGGAACAACAACCUGAACCACAACUGGAGCAAACUACAGAUUCUAACAGUCUCAAAGAAAGCCUUUCUGGGGCUGGUCAGCAAGACUGGGUAGUGACAGAUAAGCCAAAUAAUACAGACAGCACAAAAGAAAAUCUCUCUACAGCCAAACUGGAAGCUCUGGGUGAUAACAGGGAAAAAAAAGUAACCCCUCACUAUGCACCGAAACUUUGUGGAGGAAGACAAUUCCAUAGUUAGUAUAGAAGCUGAUAUGAUAGACAAAAAACCUGAUGGUUUUAUAAGCAAAAAUAAAGUCUACUUAGUAAUUUGUGAA